Molecule: messenger RNA, 2077 nt
Organism: Aureobasidium musti
Lineage: Eukaryota; Fungi; Ascomycota; Dothideomycetes; Dothideales; Saccotheciaceae
Source: the annotation of a GenBank genome assembly
CAACCGAGAUAUGGCGACCAAAGAAGGCUCUGCGCCGUCGAGUCGCGAGCGGCCCGCCGCCAUCACCACCCCGAGUGCCCCCACGAGCAACGGCAAUGGACACCUCGAACUCGAUGAUAUGCCCUCGUCGCCCAUUCAUCCUAUCCAGGAGGACUUGAUGGCCCUGGCUAGACUGGGUGAACUGCGAUCUAUACAGAAACUCUUCGACAGCGGCAAGGCAUCAGCAACCUCAGCAGAUCCCCAAGGCAUCACAGCCUUGCAUACACCAGGAGCGCUGACAAGACACCACAGNUGGGCUGCUAUCAACGGACACUACGCUCUGUGCCACUACCUCAUUGAAUCCGGCGCAAAUGUAAACGCNAAAGGCGGUGACGCAGAGGCAACACCCGUGCUAUGGGCCUCCAAGCGCUGCCACCUAGAUGUUGUAAAUCUCCUUCUACAACAAGGCGCAGACCCUCUCUUGACCGACGACCAAGGGUACAACCUAUUACACUCGGCUACUCUGGACGGAAAUGUCUUCCAGCUCAUCCUCCUCCUGCACCAAGCAGACGUACCUGUCGACAUUCCCGAUUCGCAAGGACAUACCAGUCUCAUGUGGGCCGCUUACAAGGGCUUCCCAGCCUGUCUGGAUGUGCUGCUGAAAUGGGGUGCCGAUGUGCACGCAAGAGAUGAUCUGGGUUUCACCGCGCUACACUGGGCUCUGGUCAAGGGCAGCUACAACUGCAUCCAAAAACUCGUCGAAUACGGUGCCGAUCGAUUCGUUGCAAACAAUGAAGGCAAGACGCCAGCAGUCACUGCCAAUGACAUGAACUCGACACGACAGUGGCAUCGCGCUCUCUCAGAUUGUGGCUUCGAUCCAUCAGGCAAUCCUCGCACCUUCCCCUUGACCUUUGUCAAGGACACCAAAAAGUUCCUGGAAAGGUUCUUCUUUGCCUGGCCAUUUUUCGUUCUUGGGGUUACAUUGUACAUUCUUUCCAUCAUGCCCGUAUAUUUCGGCCUACCCAUCUCUAUGAUUACAUCGUACCUUCUGCAAUUAGCGUCGCANAAGUUGCUGAAAUGGGCGCCCAGCGACAUGAAGCAUAUGCAUAAGACGCUNACUUUUACAAGUCAUUUCUUCCUCAAUUUGGUUUUCGUAGCCGCAUUUGGCCUCUGUGCAUAUUACUACUUUACAGCCAUGCUCAUGGACCCUGGAUAUAUUCCUCGCUCAGCAUCUCGCGGACAACAGAAAGCAACCAUUGAAGAGCUCAUUGACGCAAAAGCCUUUGACGAACAACACUUCUGCACAAUGUGUAUGAUCAGAAAACCAUUACGUAGCAAGCACUGCAGGCGGUGCAAUCGCUGUGUAGCAAGACACGAUCAUCAUUGUCCUUGGCUAAACAAUUGCGUUGGUGUCAACAAUCACCGGGCCUUUGUCCUCUACAUAAUCUUCCUCCUCACCGGCAUCACGCUUCUUAUCCAACUCACACUAGCGUACCUCGCCCUCCUACCUACACCGCCGGCCUCAUUCAUCCAUUGUGAAGUUCUCAAGGAGGAAUUCUGCGCACAAUGGUCCAAAGAUCCUUUCACGCUGCUCGUCAAUGGCUGGGGCAGCAUUCAAAUGACCUGGACGAUAAUGCUCCUCUUCGUCCAACUCACCCAGAUCGCUCGCGCAAUGACAACCUGGGAAGCCAUGCGCAACAACCACGCUGGCCCACUAGUCACAGCCCUCACCACGGGCUCCACCUCACAAGAAGGGGGCAGCAUUGGCUCCUCAGGCGGCGGCCCUACAACAGGAACACCACGCCACCCCACCUCCAACCCAGAAUCCUGCUUCGCGCAAUGGAAACGUCUACUCGGUGUGGACACCUUCGUCGCCACCGCUCUCCACGGCUCCCGCGCCCAAGAAGUACUUGCCCAGCGGCGGGAAAAUCCAUUUACCAAGGGCGUCAUGCGCAACUGUGGGGAUUUCUGGUUUGACGGUGAGGGAGGGGGUGUAGGGUCCAUGUUUGGGGGUAAAGAGUUGGGCAUGGGGCGUUUGGGGGGUGUCAAGGUGGAUUACAGGAAGUUGUUUGAUUUGCCGAGGCGUGCUGAGGAGGUU